Molecule: messenger RNA, 1473 nt
Organism: Eublepharis macularius
Lineage: Eukaryota; Metazoa; Chordata; Lepidosauria; Squamata; Eublepharidae
Gene: TMOD4
Product: tropomodulin 4
Exons: 10
Coding region: 150-1196 (348 amino acids)
Biological process (GO): pointed-end actin filament capping; myofibril assembly; muscle contraction
Cellular component (GO): myofibril; striated muscle thin filament
Molecular function (GO): tropomyosin binding
Source: RefSeq, a predicted model, not a curated record
ACACUUCUCUGGCUGCCUCACCGUUGCCCUGCCUGCUGGGUUCACACCGCUUGGAAAAAGUCAGCGGCUGCCACAGCCCACCAAAGCUUCAGGCUCGUUUCUCCAUCAUCGGACGGGGCAUUGCCGUGUUCAGAUAAGCUGCUCCCACCAUGACCACGUCAUACCGGCAAGAGCUGGAGAAAUAUAAAGACAUCGAUGAAGACAAGCUCCUGAAGGAACUUUCGCCAGAGGAACUGGCCCAGUUGGACCUGGAGCUGCAGGAAAUGGAUCCUGAAAACGUCAUGCUCCCAGCUGGGCUUCGUCAACGAGACCAGACCAAGAAGAGCCCUACGGGGCCACUGGAUCGGGACGCCCUCAUGCAUCACCUGGAGAAACAGGCGAUGGAGGUGAAGGAGCGCGAAGACCUGGUGCCCUUCACUGGCGAGAAAAAAGGAAAACCCUUCAUCCCGAAGAACCCCAAGCGAGAGAUCCCCAAAGAAGAGCAGAUCACGCUGGAGCCCGAACUGGAAGAGGCCUUAGCUAAUGCCACUGAUGCAGAGAUGUGCGACAUUGCUGCCAUCCUAGGCAUGUACACACUGAUGAGCAACAAGCAAUAUUACGACGCUAUCUGCAGUGGCAACAUCACAAACACAGAAGGAAUAAACAGUGUGGUGCAGCCAGAUAAAUACAAGCCAGUCCCGGACGAGCCCCCCAACCCCACCAACGUGGAUGAGACGUUGAAGAAAAUCCAGAGCAACGACAAAGAUCUUGAAGAAGUUAACCUUAACAAUAUUAAGGACAUUCCCAUUCAGACACUGAAAGAAAUCUGUGAAGCCAUGAAAACCAACACUCAAGUGAAGAGGCUCAGUCUGGUGGCCACCCGGAGCAACGACCCAGUGGCACAUGCAGCGGCUGAGAUGCUGAAAGAGAACAAGAUCCUCCAAAGCCUCAAUAUUGAAUCCAACUUCAUCACCAGUGCCGGGAUGAUGGAAGUCAUUAAAGCCAUGAAGCAGAACACCACACUGUCCGAGCUCAAGGUGGACAACCAGUGUCAGAGGCUGGGGGACUCAGUGGAGAUGGAGAUGGCCGCCAUGUUGGAAAACUGCCCUUCCAUCAUCCGGUUUGGCUACCACUUCACACAGCAGGGACCAAGAGCCAGGGCAUCCAUUGCUAUAACCAAGAACAACGAACUACGUCGCAAGCAGAAGAAAACAUAAUGACUUACUCCCUGCCAGAAUCCAGAGUGCCCUUAGCGCCUUCCUGUGCCUAAAAAUUAGGUCCUGAGCUCUGACCCUCUCCCAAGGUCAAGGCUUGUAAGCAGAAAGAAUUUUUUAAAAAGAUUUAUUGGAAAUAGCAGCCUCCUGUCUUGUCCCCCCUGCCCCCCCCCAAAACCUCUCCUCAUUCUUGCAAACUCAGGUUCUUUCUUCCUUGGAGUCCUAUUACCACGUCCUAGACUUUGGUUACCUCUGUAAAUAAAGAGAUCUCAGACCGAUA